AUGCUACUCGUCUCCUACUGCUCCAGCGUUUGCCUAAUGCUCAUACCAAAGUCUGCACUCAUUCUCUGCCAUCUCUGCCUAAUCUCUGCUGCUCGUCUCUACUGCUCAUCUCUGCUGCUCAUCUCUGCUGCUAAUCUCUGCUGCUCAACUCUGCUGCCGUCUCUGCUGCUAUUCUCUGCUGCUAAUCUCUGCUGCUCUACUCUGCUACUCGUCUCUCUGCUCAUCUCUCUGCUCAUCUUCUCUGCUGCUAAUCUCUGCUGCCGUCUCUACUGCUCAUUCAUCUCUGCUGCUGCUAAUCUGCUGCUCAACUCUGCUGCUCGUCUCGACUGCUCAUCUCUGCUGCCAUUCUCUCUGCUGCUAAUCUCUGCCUGUCCCCUCUGCUGCUCUGCUCAUCUACUGCUCUCUGCUGCUCAUCUCCUCUGCUCGUCUCGACUGCUCAUCUCUGCUGCUCAUCCUGCUGCUAAUCUCUGCUGCUAA
Acanthosepion pharaonis is the source of this 477-nucleotide messenger RNA. The record is from the annotation of a GenBank genome assembly. NCBI's taxonomy places the organism in Eukaryota, Metazoa, Mollusca, Cephalopoda, Sepiida, Sepiidae.